Molecule: messenger RNA, 2974 nt
Organism: Megalobrama amblycephala (Wuchang bream)
Lineage: Eukaryota; Metazoa; Chordata; Actinopteri; Cypriniformes; Xenocyprididae
Gene: aknad1
Product: AKNA domain containing 1
Exons: 15
Coding region: 367-2832 (821 amino acids)
Source: RefSeq, a predicted model, not a curated record
UGAAACGGUAAAAAAAACGAAAAAAAAAAAAAACAUUAUCUAGCUAUUUUAAUUCUUCAAAUGAAUGAAACGGUUUUGGAGCAGGGCUGACGCUGACUGACAUUCACGUUCCCAUAUCAACCACUCUGCUCUCCCCACCCCCGUGCGCGUGUAGCACCUGCCCAAAGAAUCAGCAUCAGAUACGGCAUUUAUUAUUUAAAAUGCUCAAGAUGAUCCUGCGCUAUAGGCUUGAGAAACUAGACAGAGCCUUCAUUGUACCUCACCAAUAGGCUGUUAUGUCAUUCAUUUAUGAAGACAGCGGAACACAAGCAAGAGGAGUGCAGAAACUCUUGACACCUAGAAACCCAUGGAACAGGUAUAAAAAAAAUGAAUAGCGAUGCGCGGAACACGCGCACGAGCGCACGGAGCAGGUUUGAUGGAGCGUCAGCGGGAGACGCAGAGGAUAUGGACGGAGAAGAUGACGCUCACAGCAGACCUUCAUCAGUGCUGUGGGAAAGACAUAUUGAGCAAAGUAUAUUUGUGGAUAUUAGUGAUGAUGACAGCCUGCAUUUCAGUGACAUGCAGGGCGCCUUCACUGUCCACCUCUCUCAGGACACUGGUGCACCUCAGAGCCCGCAACUUACUGAUAAUGUUGAGAUGUCAGAGUCAUGUGAGACUGAAGAGGGUUCAUCUGAGAGUGUUGAAUCAGUCAGUAGCGAACGCACAGAACAUUCAAACACCAGAAACAGGAAGGGAAACAUAAUCAUGGCACCCAUGCAGAAACUCACCACUGCAGUAAAGCCAAACAUUGGAGCACAUGAGGAUGAUGCUGUCAACACCAGUGAUGAAGAACAUGAAGAGCUCCCGUAUGAUGCAAUAGAAGAUGUGGCUCCUCCCUUAGCCACACCUAUUCAACCUGCAGACCACAUCACUGACUUCCUGCUCAGACACUUCUCCCAGGAGGAGCUGCUUAACUCAAGCAGGAUCAUUGAAGCAGAGACCCUACCUGAGAUGUCUUUGAUGGACAGCAUUGAUGAAACCGUGCUGAGUAGAGCUUCUUGGGCUCCACAGAUCGCCAUAGGACAGAGAGAGAAGAUGGAUGAGAUGGAGGAACCUGAAGCCAGCACUUCUGGAAGUCAAGCAUUGGUUGAAAUAAACAUUCCAGAUGAGUCAAGCUCAUCUAAGAAACCUGGAACGACUAGCUUCAUUGAUGCACCAUCUGUUGGGGAUGAUGAUAAAGAGCUUCCUAAAUGCAGUUCUAACUCUCUAGAUCUAUCUAAAGCAGAUGCACAGAAGACUAAGUGCUCCUUCAGCAGGACCAGGUCUUACAGUGAGCUGAAAUACGGGCAGGGAAAGGUGCAUUACCCCCUACCUGACUUCUCUAAAGUGGCACCUAAAGUCAAAAUACCUAAAGGUAAUGGAAGCGUUAAACCCAUCAGCCAGUCACCAGCUAUGGCCCGAGCCCAGUCGUCCCCAGGCAUUCUGGGUAAAUCCACCUCCUCUAGUAAAGCUACAGCAGAUAUCAUCAGCAGGGUUUUAGAGGACUCCAUGCCACCAGAGAAGCAUAAUGUGUUUAUAGAAAAGGAAGUAGCGCAUCAGUUACAGGCUGAAUAUGACAGAUUGCUUGCUAAAUACACAGAAGCUGAAAACCUAAUUGGUCAGCAGCAGAUUCAUGCUUCCAGUGAGCCAUCUGUGUCCAUCGACUGGAACGAUGCAAUUAGCAACAAUGAAAACACCAAAAUGACAGCAAAUAACCCACAAGCACCAGCCGCAGCAGGUCCAAGUGAGAAGCAGUUUAGUCUUCACAACUCUCUACCUGUGCAGACUGAAUCAGAGAGUCCAACAGACGGGGAGAGACUGACCUCUGAGCUCAGAGACAUCAUCAGAUCAUUUAUGCAGAAGGUGGAUGAAUUCAAAACAUGUGUCACCACCAUGUCAAUGAAUGUGGAGGAGCAACAGAUGGUGCUGAAGAGCAUGAUGGAGGCCCAGGAUCAGCUGGAGAGAAAUUACCUCACAAAGAGGGAGGAGCAUCGUGCACUGGAAAUGCAGAAUUACAGGGGUCUAAACAGAAACACAGGAGAGUUUGACCCUGACAGGGAGGUCGAGGGGCAGAUUUUCAGGAUAGGCAUGCACCUGGAGGACAUAAAAGAGCAGAUCGACAGAAAUGUCUGCCAUGUUUUCUAUCCUCCUUCGUCAUCCUCCACUCCCUUUCCUCCACCUUGUGAAAAUAUCUCUCUCUCAUCAUCAUCCCAUCCAUCACUGCAUGAGGAGUCGGUCUUCAGCAUCUCCUCUGUCAGACACAACAUGGAGGACAAUGAUGAUGAAGAGGCCAAUGAAGAUCACAGAGCUGAUGAGCCUUUUCCAAGCUCCACAGAAAACAGCUUCUAUCUACAGUAUUCCACCUUCUCCACUGAAACGCCUGGCACUGCCAAUGAGGAAGAGGAGGACAGACUGACAACGAGAGAGGAAGAAAACCUCCUGGCACAACUGUCCACCUCAACUUCAUUAAAGCAACUGACACACGAUAGGUGCGAAGAGAAAUUCAGACCCAGUGAAGCCUCCUUCUCUUCUGUAGAAGUGUCUGCUGGGAACUCUCCUCAGCCAACCACAGAUAAAACACAGAGUUUUUUAGGUCCAGAAACUGACAGUGGCUUUGGCAGUUUUGACCUGAGCCGUCCAAACACAGGACUGUCCCAAACAUCUCCUACUGUGAAUUCUGCGCUCCUUGAUGAUGUCAUUAGCAUGCCGAGUAUGAGCGGUUCGGACAGCGAAGCUUCCCACUCCAAUGUACGAACAACUAUAUCAAUGGUACCAAGACCUGUGCAGCCCACAGGUGAGCCACCUGGAAUAUGAACAGCUGGUUCCACCAGGCAUGGAAGCAAGAAGCAUUACCCAGAAUGCACCUGUUAGAGCUCCAAAAGAGAAUGUCACAUUAGCAGGUGGCGCCACUCCCAUGCAUAACCAGGUGACUGAAGGAAGAGAAGACGUUCAGCUG